Messenger RNA from Chara braunii, 1768 nucleotides. NCBI's taxonomy places the organism in Eukaryota, Viridiplantae, Streptophyta, Charophyceae, Charales, Characeae. The record is from the annotation of a GenBank genome assembly.
CCAGAAGGUUGACCUGGUUGGAAGUACAGAAGGGUUGACCUCUUUGGAAGUCCAGAAAGGGUUGACUUGGUUGAAUUCCAGAAGGGUGACCUGGUUGGAAGUACAGAAGGGUUGAUCUUGUUGGAAGUACAGAAGGUGACCUCGUUGGAAGUCCAGAAAGGGUUGACUUGGUUGAAUUCCAGAAGGUUUGACCUGGUUGGAAGUCCAGAAGGGUAGCCAUGGCCGUAGCAGCACAAGCACCGUGGUACAGGUCGUUGCUUCAGUCAUUGGAGCGCAAUGGACACCUCCCUUACUCGCACUAUGCGCAGCUCGCAACCGUCAGGGCGGACAUGCGCCCUGCGAAUCGCACGAUAGUCUUUCGCGGCUUUUCCGAUGACCAAGAGCUGCUCCAAUUUACCACAGAUGCCCGGAGCCGCAAAGUGGAGGAAAUCAAGGGUUGUCCGUGGGGGGAGUUGUGCUGGUAUUUCCCCGAGACGAGGGAGCAAUUCCGCCUCUUCGGUUUGCUUGACGUGAUUGGCGAACAGGAGGAGGCUGCGGAAAGACGAGCAUGGAGACUCGAUGCCUGGACGAAAAUGUCCACCGUGUCAAGGCAGCAGUUUGCCGGGCCGUUUCCAGGAACGCCCCGCGAGCAGGGAGAAGAGGACACGACGAGUGUGGCAGGCACACGUCAAUCUGAGGGGGGGGAGUCGUCUGCCGCUCUCCUCACCUCCCCCUCUCUCCCUCUCCCUCUCCCUCUCCCAAACUUCUGUUUAUUGACUCUGGAACCUCAGGAGGUAGAUCACCUGCAGUUGAAGACCAACAGAAGAUUUGUCUACAAGAGAUGCGGCAGGGACGGAGAGGAUGAGAAGAAGCAAUACUGGGAGGAGAUGGAAGUCAAUCCUUGAAAAAAAAAAGGAAAAGAAAAGUCACUCUAUCCAUAACAGCAACUAGAGACUGCAAAAUCCGUCGAAGAGACAAGGACGAAAAAAAAAAGGUGCCAAUCUUUUUGGGCAGGCAGGAGAAGAUUGAUGACAGGAUGUAAAUGUAGAUGGGCCUUCCGCCAUGCAGUCGACCAGGACACACUAAUCACCAAGCUGAACUGCAGCUUCAUCUGGAUUCGAACUCAUGACCUUUAAUCACAGUAGGACAACUGGGAAGGGUGAUGAGAAAACGAUAGGAUGUAAAUGAAGAUCGGAUUGUAAUGUAAAAUGGGCCUUUUGCCAUGGGAGUCAUCCAGGACACUACCCGGUAAUCACCAACUGCAGCUUUAUCUGGGUUCGAACUCGUGACCUUGGAUCACAGUAGGAAGUCUCAUAGCUUCGUCCUCAGUUUGAUAUGAAGUACAAAAAAGAAUUAAAGGUAAUAAAGUAGGCAAUGUUGUAAAAAAGAAGAAAUUAGUUUUUCGAGCGUCUGAGGAAAGGAUAGGAUGUCUGGAUUCGAACUCAUGACCUUCAAUCACAGUAGGACAACUUGGAAGGGUGAUGACAAAACGAUAAGGAUGUAAAUGAUGAUAUACCUUUGUCGGCCUUUUGGCUAAGAUCAAGUGUAGUGUAUCUGUUCUGAUCAGUUUGAUAUCUGAUCCGUGGUCCAUCGGGUCACAUUAAAAAAAAAAAAAAAAAAAGGAUGUAAAUGAUGAUAGGAUUGUAAUGUAGAAUGGGCCUUUUGCCAUGGGAGUCAUCCAGGACACCAAUCACCAACUGCAGCUUUAUCUGGGUUCGAACUUGUGACCUUGGAUCACAGCAGGGCAACGUGAAGGGUGAUGAAAGGAGAAUGAAUGGUCACUGAUUUU